Molecule: messenger RNA, 8536 nt
Organism: Sus scrofa (pig)
Lineage: Eukaryota; Metazoa; Chordata; Mammalia; Artiodactyla; Suidae
Gene: SOS1
Product: SOS Ras/Rac guanine nucleotide exchange factor 1
Biological process (GO): Ras protein signal transduction
Cellular component (GO): plasma membrane
Molecular function (GO): protein heterodimerization activity; guanyl-nucleotide exchange factor activity
Source: RefSeq, a predicted model, not a curated record
GGGCUGCGGCCCUGCUCCGCGGGGCGAGCUCGCCCUCUCGCGGCUCCCCGGCCCGACCACCGCCACCCCUCUCCCCGCCCAGAGGCGCCCCGGGGGCACCAUGCAGGCGCAGCAGCUGCCGUACGAGUUUUUCAGCGAGGAGAACGCGCCCAAGUGGCGGGGGCUGCUGGUUCCUGCGCUGAAAAAGGUUCAGGGGCAAGUUCAUCCUACUCUUGAGUCUAGUGAUGAUGCUCUUCAGUAUGUUGAAGAAUUAAUUUUGCAAUUAUUAAAUAUGCUGUGCCAAGCUCAGCCCCGAAGUGCUUCAGAUGUAGAGGAACGAGUUCAAAAAAGUUUCCCUCAUCCAAUUGAUAAGUGGGCAAUAGCUGAUGCCCAGUCGGCUAUUGAAAAGAGGAAGCGAAGAAACCCUUUAUCUCUCCCAGUAGAAAAAAUUCAUCCUUUGUUAAAGGAGGUCCUAGGUUAUAAAAUUGACCACCAGGUUUCUGUUUACAUAGUAGCAGUAUUAGAAUACAUUUCUGCAGACAUUUUAAAGCUGGUGGGGAAUUAUGUGCGAAAUAUACGGCACUAUGAAAUUACAAAACAAGAUAUUAAAGUGGCAAUGUGUGCUGAUAAGGUAUUGAUGGAUAUGUUUCAUCAAGAUGUAGAAGAUAUAAAUAUAUUGUCUUUAACUGAUGAAGAGCCUUCCACCUCAGGAGAGCAAACUUAUUAUGAUUUGGUAAAAGCAUUUAUGGCAGAAAUUCGACAAUACAUAAGGGAACUAAAUUUAAUUAUAAAAGUUUUUAGAGAACCCUUUGUCUCCAACUCAAAAUUGUUUUCAGCUAAUGAUGUAGAAAAUAUAUUUAGUCGUAUAGUAGAUAUACAUGAACUUAGUGUAAAGUUACUGGGCCAUAUAGAAGAUACUGUAGAAAUGACAGAUGAAGGUAGUCCCCACCCAUUAGUAGGAAGCUGCUUUGAAGACUUAGCAGAGGAACUGGCAUUUGACCCAUAUGAAUCAUAUGCUCGAGAUAUUUUACGACCUGGUUUUCAUGAUCAUUUCCUUAGUCAGUUAUCAAAGCCUGGAGCGGCACUUUAUUUACAGUCAAUAGGCGAAGGUUUCAAAGAAGCUGUUCAGUAUGUUUUACCCCGGCUGCUUCUAGCUCCUGUUUACCACUGUCUACAUUACUUCGAACUUUUGAAGCAGUUAGAAGAGAAGAGUGAAGAUCAAGAAGACAAGGAAUGUUUGAAACAAGCAAUAACAGCUUUGCUUAAUGUUCAGAGUGGUAUGGAAAAAAUAUGUUCUAAAAGUCUUGCAAAACGAAGACUGAGUGAAUCUGCAUGUCGGUUUUAUAGUCAACAAAUGAAGGGGAAACAACUAGCAAUCAAGAAAAUGAACGAGAUUCAGAAGAAUAUUGAUGGUUGGGAGGGAAAAGACAUUGGACAGUGUUGCAAUGAGUUUAUAAUGGAAGGAACUCUUACACGUGUAGGAGCCAAACAUGAGAGACACAUAUUUCUCUUUGAUGGCUUAAUGAUUUGCUGUAAAUCAAAUCAUGGGCAGCCAAGACUUCCUGGUGCUAGCAAUGCAGAAUAUCGUCUUAAAGAAAAGUUUUUUAUGAGAAAGGUACAAAUUAAUGACAAAGAUGACACCAGUGAGUACAAGCAUGCUUUUGAAAUAAUUUUAAAAGAUGAAAAUAGUGUAAUAUUUUCUGCCAAGUCAGCUGAAGAGAAAAACAAUUGGAUGGCAGCGUUGAUAUCUUUACAGUACCGGAGUACACUGGAAAGGAUGCUUGAUGUGACAAUGCUACAGGAAGAAAAGGAGGAGCAGAUGAGGCUUCCUAGUGCUGAUGUUUAUAGAUUUGCAGAGCCUGACUCUGAAGAAAAUAUCAUAUUUGAAGAAAACAUGCAGCCCAAAGCUGGAAUUCCAAUUAUCAAAGCAGGAACUGUUAUUAAACUUAUAGAGAGGCUCACAUACCAUAUGUACGCAGAUCCCAAUUUUGUUCGGACAUUUCUUACAACAUACAGAUCCUUUUGUAAACCUCAAGAACUACUGAGUCUUAUAAUAGAAAGGUUUGAAAUUCCAGAGCCUGAGCCAACAGAAGCUGAUCGCAUAGCUAUAGAAAAUGGAGAUCAGCCCUUGAGUGCAGAACUAAAAAGGUUUAGAAAAGAAUAUAUACAGCCCGUACAACUGCGAGUAUUAAAUGUAUGUCGGCACUGGGUAGAGCACCACUUCUAUGAUUUUGAAAGAGAUGCAGAUCUUUUGCAGCGAAUGGAGGAAUUUAUUGGAACAGUAAGGGGUAAAGCAAUGAAGAAAUGGGUUGAAUCAAUCACUAAAAUAAUUCAAAGGAAAAAAAUUGCAAGAGACAAUGGACCAGGUCAUAAUAUUACAUUUCAGAGUUCACCUCCCACAGUUGAGUGGCAUAUAAGCAGACCUGGGCACAUAGAGUCUUUUGACCUGCUCACCUUACACCCAAUAGAAAUUGCUCGACAACUCACUUUACUUGAAUCAGAUCUGUAUCGAGCUGUGCAGCCAUCAGAAUUAGUUGGAAGUGUGUGGACAAAAGAAGACAAAGAAAUUAAUUCUCCUAAUCUUCUGAAAAUGAUCCGGCAUACCACUAAUCUCACUCUGUGGUUUGAGAAAUGUAUUGUAGAAACUGAAAACUUAGAAGAAAGGGUAGCUGUGGUGAGUCGAAUAAUUGAGAUUCUGCAAGUCUUUCAAGAGCUGAACAAUUUCAAUGGUGUACUUGAGGUUGUCAGUGCUAUGAACUCAUCACCUGUUUACAGACUAGACCACACCUUCGAGCAAAUACCAAGUCGCCAAAAGAAAAUUUUAGAAGAAGCUCAUGAACUAAGUGAAGAUCACUAUAAGAAAUAUUUGGCAAAACUCAGGUCUAUUAAUCCACCAUGUGUGCCUUUCUUUGGAAUUUAUCUAACUAAUAUCUUGAAAACAGAAGAAGGCAACCCUGAGGUCCUAAAAAGGCAUGGAAAAGAGCUUAUAAACUUUAGCAAAAGGAGGAAAGUGGCAGAAAUAACAGGCGAGAUCCAGCAGUACCAAAAUCAGCCUUAUUGUUUACGAGUAGAAUCAGAUAUCAAAAGGUUCUUUGAAAACUUGAAUCCAAUGGGAAGUAGCAUGGAAAAAGAAUUUACAGAUUAUCUUUUCAACAAAUCCCUAGAAAUAGAACCACGAAACCCUAAACCUCUCCCAAGAUUUCCAAAAAAAUACAACUAUCCCCUAAAAUCUCCUGGCGUUCGUCCAUCAAACCCAAGACCAGGUACCAUGAGACAUCCCACACCUCUGCAGCAGGAGCCAAGGAAAAUUAGUUAUAGUAGGAUCCCUGAAAGUGAAACAGAAAGUACAGCAUCUGCACCAAAUUCUCCAAGAACACCGUUAACACCUCCUCCUGCUUCUGGUGCUUCUAGUACCACAGAUGUUUGCAGCGUAUUUGAUUCUGAUCAUUCAAGCCCUUUUCACUCAAGCAGCGAUACCGUCUUUAUCCAAGUUACACUGCCCCAUGGCCCAAGAUCUGCUUCAGUAUCAUCUAUAAGCUUAACCAAGAGCACUGAUGAAGUGCCUGUCCCCCCUCCUGUUCCUCCACGAAGACGACCAGAAUCUGCCCCAGCGGAAUCUUCGCCAUCUAAGAUUAUGUCUAAGCAUUUGGACAGCCCCCCAGCAAUUCCUCCUAGGCAACCCACAUCAAAAGCCUAUUCACCACGAUAUUCCAUAUCAGACCGGACCUCUAUAUCAGACCCUCCUGAAAGCCCUCCCUUACUACCACCACGAGAACCUGUGAGGACACCUGAUGUUUUCUCAAGCUCACCACUACAUCUCCAACCUCCCCCUUUGGGCAAAAAAAGUGACCAUAGUAAUGCCUUCUUCCCAAAUAGCCCUUCCCCCUUUACACCACCUCCUCCUCAAACACCUUCUCCUCACGGCACCAGAAGGCAUCUACCAUCACCACCAUUGACACAGGAAGUAGACCUUCAUUCCAUUGCUGGGCCACCUGUUCCUCCACGACAAAGCACUUCUCAACAUAUCCCCAAACUCCCUCCAAAAACUUACAAAAGGGAGCACACACACCCAUCCAUGCACAGAGAUGGACCACCACUGUUGGAGAACGCCCAUUCUUCCUGAACUCCUCUGUACCGGGAUGUCCAUUUUCUUCACCCCAAAUCCAUUGCUGGCAAUGGAUGCACUGAAUGUGCCAGCACUGAGGAGUUAAAAAUGAGAGCUCCAAACACUAAUGACUCUACUUCAAGAUGCAGUAUAAGACAAUGAACUUAACCGAGACAAAAUUAUAAAAUGAAAAUGGUGUUUGUUUAGAAUAUGGAAAGACUGAUCUAGAGGAAGUGGACAACUGAUUGCACCUGAAAAUCAAGUAAAGGGACUUUUUCCAGCCAGUAGGCAGGAGUCCUCUUUUUGUGAAGUGAUCUUUCUCAUUAAAGGGAUGGAAAACACAGUCUAGUGUCCAACAGGCCCACAUGAUGACAGUUUUUGUAAUUCAAAAUAUUAUGCACUUUUUAAAAAAUCUUAAACAGGGAUCUUCAAACCCUCCUUUGUUUUCCUUUGCUUUUACUCGUCCUACUUUAGAAUAUUUUCUUAAAAAUCAUUCAGAGGACUGUGAGGAAAGGCUGUGGUACCUGACUUGUUGGAAUCAAGGCCCAGCACUGUACUACAGUCCUGUUUACAGAUAAUUACAGUGAAAUGAAUGGGUACCGAGGCUUCACCAAAGAGGUACUUUUUUUUUUUUUAAGAGUAAUUAUACCAAUUUUAAGAGCAUUUCCCUACUCACCUUCCCUACACAAACAAAACGUGGUGGUGUUGCCUUCAAACAAGAGAAGUUUUAUGUCAUUAAUACUGACAGAAGAACUUUUUAAAAAAUGUAACUGUCGAGUAUAUGAUUUACACUUAGGAGACUGUUAAUCUGUGCUAGAUUGUCAUUUUCCCCCCUUCUCCCACAAAGUUUACUGGUAAUCCAUGUCAUGGCUUGUAGCUGUCCCUCUAACCACUCUGGAAAUGCAGUCACCCAGUGUGAAAGGAGCACUUGCUGGGCAUCAUUGACACCGUUCAUGUUUUACUAAUAGUUGAGUGAUGAGCAUAUCGAGAAUUACCUUGCAUUGCCUAAAUCAUGUGUAUAUAGUGAAUGUUAUAUAAUAUACCUGGCAGGUCUGUUUUAAUUUAAUUGAAUAAAGAUACAAAUACUUUGUUUGGCUGGCAUAUAUUAAAUUAUUAUCUGGAUAAAAUGGUUGAUUCUUAUUUCUUUCAGUUCAAACACACAAACACUAAGCAUAAAAGCACGUAUUGUGGUACGCCUUGGUUUCUAGUUCUAGAUGUAUGUAUUCAUCUUAAAGAAUGACAUUUGGCAUGUAGGAAAAUAUUUGGUUAGAAUAGGAUGGAUAUCUUUUAAGCAGAGCUUUGUAAGGUUUUUAAUUUCCUAGGCAACAUGUAUACAGUUUGUUAAAGUUUUAUAUUAAACAUUCUACCUUGCUUGAGGUCUUUGCUCUAUCAGAACUGCUCAUAAUAGAACAUCUAUCUACAUCAUUAAUAACAUAAUACAGAUUAUUCAUUAAGCCUAUGUACUGAUCUUCUGAGUCUAACAAAUACUGUGACUGAAAUGCAUGCUACUUGUUAAAGAGAAAAAGUGUUAUUAAUCUCCACUAUAACAUAUGUGAAGUGUGCAGUAUUCUAUCCUUAGAGAGUCAUCGGUUCAUCAGUAUCUGCAUGUGUCCUCUGAAUAAUGAAGCAACAUUUCAGCAAUUCUGUUAACCAUGCCAUUUAGAAGUGCUGCGUCAUGGUGGAAACCUAGUACUUUAAUAGCUUUCUGUGAUACUUAUUAGAGCAUUAAAAGUACACCAGAUUAGUACAGUAUAUAGUCCUUUAAGACCAGAAUGUUGGUUGCAUCAUCAUUAAGCAAUCCAUCCUAUCAUAUCCUUUCUUAUUUAUUUAAGAGUUGAAUCUUCUGUUUUUAAUAUCUGUACCAUUCUUAUUAUGGUAGCCACUUUUCUCUUUGUUAAAUUUCUCCUUUUAAAAUUCUCCCCCAAAAUUAAUUUCAAAUACACUCUUGUAUGCAGUGUUCAUAAGACCAUUCAUUCAACACGAAUUUAUCUAAGCCUACUUACUAGUGCUGCUACAAUUAAUCAAUACACAUUCCAGAAUUUCCAUGACUUUUUAUUAGACCAGCCUCAUUGUCCCUAAGAUUUCCCUUUAUAGGUCUUAUGCACACUUCUUUUUUUUUUAGUUACUCCACCCUCACUCCAAAUGAGAACCUAAGAAAAGUCACAUUGGAGUCCAUUCACUAUCUCUCUGGCCAGUGUGUUAGCCUUCCAUAAGAUAAUGACCUCUUUGCAGCCCGCCUGAUUGUAUAAAGAAGAAAAACUCAGAUUUGAAGUUCUCCCAAAGGGAAGCAUUCUUCUACUCUGGUGGUUCUAGGAGACCGCUUCACUGUGCAUCAGCUUUAUAUACAUUGUGGAUAGAGGAUAUUUUUAUUCUGAAGUGUAAAACUUGGAUAAAAACAUUUUCUGCAGCGGUAACUGAUUAGAAAAAUUCCAACUGGAUGCCCUUAAAUGGAGGUGAGAAAACUGUAUCCUUGCCUUCUUCACAUGUGAAACAUUAACAAGCUGACAAAUUUAUUCUUUGUAGUAACUAAAAUAUACCUAAUCUAGGGACAAGAAGUGGCUGAGAAAAGUAUCACCAUAAAAUUCUGCUUUUGAAUUCAGGACAAGAUAGUCAAGGCAGCAUGCCUUUUUCUAAACCAUAUUCCUAAAUAGGGAACAUUUCUUUAAGAAAUGGAAGUGCUCUUAGACGUUUCAUUAUCUUUGGAUCAUAAAGUGAAGAAAAUAUUUCACGGUUGAAUUUACCUAAGUGGGCUGAUAACCAAUAUAUUAGGGAAACUUUUCACAUCUAAGUACUUUUAAAAACAGGAACAGAUAAGUGUGUCUAAAUUUAUUGAAAGAUGGGUUAUUUACGCUUCCCAGACCUCCAAAUGUAUUUUAAGACUACAAAUUAUCAAGAAAUAUACAAACAUCAAAAGUUUGCUUAACUAAAUGUCAUUGGGUAUCAAAUUAUGUGUUUAGUAGGUUACUGUGCUCUAACAGCUCAAGAAUGUGUUAAUGGAUCUGAAUUUAGCAGAGAGCAUGCCAUACUAAUUAUACUAUAGUUAAGAGUGUAGUGAACAAGUACUAUUUCAGCUGGAGGCUAUAUUACGGUUCUAAAUUAAUUUUUUAUACAUCAAAAAUCUAUGAUCAUGAUCUUUUUAUGAUCUCAAUUCUCAAAUUUAGCUCACUUUAGUCAUGUACUUCAUCAUUUGUCUCUUAAUGACAGCUUAAACUCAGAGUUUUAAGUGGCUCAGUAAAACAAAUAAUGGAAAUGGAGGGAGGGGUGUCCCAACUUAUUAGUGUUGUACAUAUUGAGGAAAACCUUUUUUUUUUCCCCUCCGAUUUAGAAAGGGAAAUUUAACCAUUUAUUUCUUGGUAUUCUGCUGCUGUGGAUAGGUUCACUUAUUCUUUUAACCUAUAUUGUAUGACUGUUGUACAAGUCUAGGUCCUGUUCUGUUGCACACUUAAUCUUUACCAGUAAAAUAAGCACCAACAAGUUAAUACUAGUUUGGCUGAAAGAAUGUUCUGCAGUAAAACUACUUAUAUGGGAAAGAGAUGACUUAGUUUAUUCAAUAUUUUUCUUUUGAAACAUCUCAUUACUAACUUAAAAUCAUUUCAUAAUCCCUUAUAGAUGAGCCAGUGAAAUUUUUUGAGCUCUAAGAAAAGCAUGAAAUCUAUAAGAUAAAUCUAAACAACGAGAGCACUUGUAACUUGUUUUGUAAAUUUCAUGCCUUAUUUUCCAUUUUGGACACCGUAAAGUGCAUUUUCUGUCGACUGUGAGCAAAUUUCCCUUUUGCCUUUAAUGAAAAUAGUGCAUUAAGUAGCCAAUUGCUGCAAAAUUAUAAAGCAAGUUAGCUAAAGGUGGAUCACAUUGGACUACCACUCAAAGAAACAAGAUGCAUAACAGAUGGAAGUCGUGUGGCUUUCGGGAGAGCGCACCUGUGCCAGAUGCAUGCCACUUUCAGUAGCUGCCAAAUGUGCCUUUAAUUAAGAACAUCUCUAAUUUUUUUCUUCAGAUCAAGUCAGCAUUUGGGGGUGGGAUCAGGGCAGGGGAUUUGGGGGUGCAAAUAUCUGGUGAAACCCACCAGAGAAGAAGCCUUUGUUGUCAAAGUGACAUGUAUAACUUCAGUUGAAACAUGUUUGUGUAUAUAUAUAUAUUUUAUAUAUAUAUGUAUAUAUAUGCAUAUAUAUAUAUACAUAUAUAUGUAUAUAUGUAUUUGCCUUUGUUUAGUAGCAUGGUUAUUUGCUAAAAUAAUUGUCCAAAAAAUUGCUCUGUCAGUCUUACUUUGAUGUAAAAACAAAGUUCGGUCUCCACAUCUAAUACAGCCUUUGUACCUAACCAUGUUCGUAGGUAAUUUUUGUACUCUGUGCAGCAGUACUCAGUUUGCAUUUAAAGUGAAAAUAAUGGCUGUUAUUUUUCUGGCAUUACUAAGAUAAACCGAAAAAUAAUAAAAAUGCCUUACAUAGCCCACAA